AUGGAAGGCGGAGCCAUGGUACUUGCCGACGGAGGCGUUGUGUGCAUUGACGAGUUCGACAAAAUGCGCGAAGACGACCGAGUGGCUAUUCACGAGGCUAUGGAGCAGCAGACAAUCUCUAUCGCCAAGGCCGGAAUCACCACGUCGCUCAAUAGCCGUUGUUCUGUCCUUGCGGCUGCUAACAGCGUCUUCGGUCGCUGGGACGACACCAAGGGCGAGAGCAACAUCGACUUCAUGCCAACAAUUCUCUCGCGUUUCGAUAUGAUCUUUGUUGUACGCGAUGAACACGAUGCUACUCGGGACACAAUCCUAGCCCAUCACGUUAUGCAGGUUCACCUGCGCGGCAAGUAA
This is a messenger RNA of Dibothriocephalus latus, 351 nucleotides long. Lineage: Eukaryota; Metazoa; Platyhelminthes; Cestoda; Diphyllobothriidea; Diphyllobothriidae. The record is from the annotation of a GenBank genome assembly.